Messenger RNA from Penicillium macrosclerotiorum, 1044 nucleotides. It is a transcript of the gene encD, whose product is annotated as Fe(2+)/2-oxoglutarate-dependent oxygenase encD. The record is from RefSeq and is a predicted model, not a curated record. Lineage: Eukaryota; Fungi; Ascomycota; Eurotiomycetes; Eurotiales; Aspergillaceae. The transcript has 3 exons. The coding region runs from base 1 to 1044 and encodes 347 amino acids. Gene Ontology annotation, molecular function: dioxygenase activity.
AUGUCGACACCAUCAGCUCCCCCGAUUCUGGACUUCUCAUCAUUCUAUGGUGAUGAUAGUGAGGCAAAGGCGAAUUUGGUAAAGCAGGUGCGAAAUUGUUGCCAUUAUAAUGGAUUCUUCCAGAUUACCGGGCAUCGCGUCCCGCUGGACUUGCAGCGACGCGUCAUGCAAUGUUCGAAACGCUUUUUCGACCUCCCACUGGAAGAAAAGAUGCAAAUUGACAAAAAUUUGAAUACGUUCAAUCGUGGCUACGAGCUUCUCCGAUCACAAAUGCUUGAAGCGGGCACCGGCCCGGAGCUCAAAGAAGGACUCUAUAUUGGCGAGGAAAUCCCAAAAGACCAUCCGUAUUUUGUACAGAAGAAGUUGAAUAGUGGACCGAACCAAUGGCCACAGAGCAUCUCGGACAAGGAAGAGUUUCGCAAGACCACAAUGGAGUACUACCACGCAGUAUUCGAGCUUGCAAAGGAUGUCCUAGGUGUGGUGGCUUUGACGCUAGGUGUAGAUUCAAGCUUCUUUGAGCCUUUGACUUCAGGUGCAGUGGCAACCAUGCGUUACCUGCACUACCCUGCGCAGCCUAAAGACCAAGACGAAAAGCUGAAUCGUGGGAUUGGCGCCCAUACCGACUUUGGCUGCGUUACUCUGCUUCUACAGGACGAGAUCGAUGGAUUGCAAGUUCUAGAUGUACCCUCUGGUCAAUGGCUCGAUGUCAAACCAGUCGAAGGAGCCUACGUUGUGAAUCUUGGAGACCUUUUUAUGCGCAUGGCCAACGACAAAUACAAGUCCAACAUCCACCGAGUGAUAAAUAAGUCUGGCAGAGAGAGAUAUUCGAUUCCUUUCUUCUUUAGUGGAAAUCCAGAUUACCUGUGCAAGUGCCUUCCCAAUUGUUGUGCACCGGGUGAAGAAGCCAAGUAUCCACCGAUCACGGUUCAGGAUAUGGUGACUGGAGCCUACAAAGAAAGUUAUGGUCGAGCUGAGAAGUACAAAAAGGAAUUGGAAGCGCAGAAGCUAGGUUCAGCGCCGCCUGUGGCUCCUGUGGGUGCGUAG